UAUCUCCUCUUGAUUCUCUUUUCCUUUUCCUUUCUUUUUUGCUCCUCCUUUGAAUUUUAAAAUUUUUAACGACUACACAUUGUCCGCAAUUUUACAGUCUUUUGAAUUCUCUAUCUUUAUAUGAUAAUGAUAACAAACCUCUCUGUCUACUUACGCCUAUCUAACCUAAUUCUAUAUUUAUCUACGAACUACGAGACUGUUUCGCAAAAUUUAGUUAGAGAGAGUUAGCAGAUUAAUAAUUAUCUUGUUAAUGUGCAAUAUUUUUGAAAUGAAUUAAAUAUUAUAUAUCAUUAAUUAAUGAUCAACAUGCGAAACACAAAUUCUUUUAUUACAUACUUUCAAAUAUUUAGAUGCAUUAGUUCGUCAAGCGCGUAUUCGAAUUUUCAUAGAGAGAGUAAAUUCAUAAAAAAAUUACUACAUGGAACUCAUAAAUCAAAAAGAAAGUGGCACGACCCAAAGACAGAUUUACAUAAUGCUUUAGGCAUUGAGCAGACCAAUAAAAAAUUAUCUGUACAAACAAUGCGUAGAAUGGUGGUCCGAGAUAAACUUUUCAUGAAGCACAUAACAGAUUUGAUGUCAAUGGGGGAAGUGUCUGAUAUCAUAAAUGGAGACAUAGAGAUUACUCAUGUGAAAAUAACUUCAGAUUAUAAAUGUGUUAAUGUGUUUUGGAUACACAAUAAUGAUGAUGUCUCUUCGCUUGUUAGCGAGGAAGCAUUGCAAAAGUGUGCUAAAAUUAUUCGGCAUGAACUGUCACAGCUUCGUGUUAUAGGUAUAGUACCUCCUAUCCAAUUUGUCGAAGACAAGCAGUUUUCAAUAGAGAAGGAAGUAGAGAGAAGAUUAACAACAAUAAAUUUUGAGAAUGAUAAAACUGUGCCAUAUUCUGAACAAAUGCAAUUGGAUGCUUUACAUAUUAAUAUAGCUGAUCAAGCUUUGCACAUGAAACCAGAUACAAAUCAUGAUUUUGAGAUGAAUGAAUCUUAUAUAGAAUUGCCAAUGAUGAGACACGAUGUAUUAGGAUUGGAUCAUUACAAAAUUAUGUCCAGGAUUAUGGCUUCUGUAUCUAAAUCAAAAGAGGCUGCUCAAAGACGGAUGUUAGAUAUAAAUACUAAUAUUGAUAAAAGUUCUUGUAAUCUAGUUUCAAAAGAAAACGACUUCUUAACAAAGAAAGAACAAGAAAAGAUCUCUGAUUUUCUACUCGCAAGACGAAGAGAAGAAAAACGCUUAUAUCGUACGAGAAAAUUGCUUAAAUAUAAAUUAUUAAAUAAUUCUGAGGAAGAGAUAGAGUCUGAUUAUGAUGAGCCUGAAAAUGAUUAUAGCGACGAGAAUAGUUAUGAGUUUGACAAGGAGUUGCAAUGA
Molecule: messenger RNA, 1356 nt
Organism: Cataglyphis hispanica
Lineage: Eukaryota; Metazoa; Arthropoda; Insecta; Hymenoptera; Formicidae
Exons: 3
Coding region: 298-1356 (352 amino acids)
Biological process (GO): rRNA processing
Source: RefSeq, a predicted model, not a curated record